AUGGUCCUUAGGCAUGAGAUCAGGGACGUGCACCUCGUGGAGGAGAGCGUGCUGGAGAGCCUGAAGGUCAAAGCCGACUUCCACAACUUCAAACCGCGCCCCUUCAACAUGCGGGAAUUCUACGACCGCACAGGUCACGACAUUAAAGACAUGCUGCUGUCCUGCCACUUCCACGGCACCGAGUGCAGACCUGAAGACUUCAAAGUGGUCUUCACUCGCUAUGGGAAGUGUUACACCUACAACGCAGGCAGCGAUGGACACCCUCCACUCAUCACGACAAAGGGGGGUAUGGGUAAUGGACUGGAGCUCAUGUUGGACAUUCAGCAGGAUGAAUAUCUGCCAGUCUGGGGAGAAACAGAUGAGACUUCUUUUGAAGCCGGGGUCAAAGUUCAGAUCCACAGUCAAGACGAGCCGUCCUUCAUCGACCAGCUCGGCUUCGGCGUGUCACCGGGCUUCCAGACAUUCGUCUCCUGCCAGGAACAGAGGCUGAUCUAUCUGCCCCCACCGUGGGGAGACUGUAAGGUGACGCCCAUGGAUUCAGAGUUCUUCGACACUUACAGCAUCACGGCCUGUCGCAUAGACUGUGAAACACGCUACCUGGUGGACAACUGCAACUGUCGCAUGGUGCACAUGCCCGGCGAUGCACCUUACUGCACCCCCGAGAUGUACAAAGAAUGUGCUGACCCAGCUCUCGAUUUUUUGGUGGAACAGGACAAUAAUUUCUGCGUGUGUGAGACGCCGUGCAACAUGACGAGGUACAGCAAAGAGCUGUCCUUUGUCAAGAUCCCCAGCAAGGCCUCCGCCAAAUACCUCGCAAAGAAAUACAACAAGUCGGAGCAGUAUAUUAAGGAUAAUAUUCUGGUUUUAGACAUCUUCUUUGAAGCUCUGAACUAUGAAACUAUUGAACAGAAGAAAGCUUAUGAAGUGGCCGGACUUUUAGGUGAUAUUGGUGGACAGAUGGGGCUUUUUAUUGGGGCGAGCAUCCUGAGUAUUCUGGAGAUAUUUGACUACAUUUAUGAGGUGCUGAAGUACAAACUGUGUCGCUGCUCGAACAAGAAGCACAAACACAACAACAACAACAACCAGGGAACCGUCCUGAGCUUAGACGACGUCAAGUGUCACGUCAGUAACUUUCAUUGA
Nematolebias whitei (Rio pearlfish) is the source of this 1140-nucleotide messenger RNA. RefSeq names its product acid-sensing ion channel 1. The transcript has 10 exons. Bases 1 to 1140 code for a protein of 379 amino acids. Gene Ontology annotation, cellular component: membrane. The record is from RefSeq and is a predicted model, not a curated record. Lineage: Eukaryota; Metazoa; Chordata; Actinopteri; Cyprinodontiformes; Rivulidae. Gene Ontology annotation, biological process: sodium ion transmembrane transport.